Trichoderma harzianum CBS 226.95 is the source of this 505-nucleotide messenger RNA. RefSeq lists its product as hypothetical. NCBI's taxonomy places the organism in Eukaryota, Fungi, Ascomycota, Sordariomycetes, Hypocreales, Hypocreaceae. The coding region runs from base 152 to 427 and encodes 91 amino acids. The transcript has a single exon. The record is from RefSeq and is a predicted model, not a curated record.
UCAAAGACCGAUACGCCAGGAGGAGGGAAGAAGGGGGGGAGGUUGAGGAGGGGGGAACAGGCAAAACGCAAAAGCAGAGGAGGCUUAAACACUCGGGUUGCCACCGCCCGCCGCGCCGCCUUCAGGACCAGCUAGCCUUUCUCUCUGCAGAAUGACCCUGCCGUUACAAAUGUCGAUAAACAUUUCAAACUUUUCUAUCAGCUUGUCCUUUUCCGCCAUCUUGGCCUUGAGGUCGUCAAUCUCCUUUUGCUUCUCCUCUUCAAUCUUUUUCAAGUCUUCGCGGGCCUUGGCGAGCUCGCGCCUCAGCUCGGCUCGUAUGCGGUCUUCGGGCGACUGCAACGGCUUGGUGUAUAUGGCCGGCCGGUUCUCCGCCAGGCCCGUGGCUACUUUCUGCGGAUUACGGUUAAUGGCAGCCCGCGCGUUGUAAAUGUCCCUCGGUAAUAAGUGGCAGUCAGGAUUAUCAGUUUGGAGAAUCUGCAGUGUUUCAGAUACGCCUGCACCUACA